Molecule: messenger RNA, 2362 nt
Organism: Anastrepha ludens (Mexican fruit fly)
Lineage: Eukaryota; Metazoa; Arthropoda; Insecta; Diptera; Tephritidae
Gene: peng
Product: protein penguin
Exons: 7
Coding region: 128-2230 (700 amino acids)
Biological process (GO): regulation of translation
Cellular component (GO): nucleolus
Molecular function (GO): mRNA binding
Source: RefSeq, a predicted model, not a curated record
AUUAUAGUAUAACUUAUCUGUAUGUAACGUUGUUAUAGCUGAGACCUUCAACAGAAAAUAUACUUUGAACACACGUGGGUCAAUAUUGUCAAUAAUUUUGUUGCUUUUAAAAUAAUUAAUUUUAAAAAUGAUUAAAACUAAGAAACGAUCAUCAGAGAAUAGUUCCGAAGGUCCGACCAAGAAAAAAUCUAAAAAAAUGCAUCUAAAUAAGACUGCAUACCCACCGGUAAAGGACGAAGUUUCAAUUAAGGCAAACAAGCAAGGCAACAAAACCUCUAAACCACACUCAACUCGAAAGCCAAUAAAAGGUAAACUUCCUUUAAAAGCAUCUGGUGAACCUGGUACAGGGAAAAACCUUAAAAAAAUUAUUGGAAGAAAUGGUGGCUCUGGCAAAUUUGGAAAGAAUAGAAUAGGUGAAGAUGGCGCCACAUAUGUUGAAGGCGAAAAAACAGACUGGCGUAAAUUUAAACAAGAGAAAAAAGAAUUACAACUCAAGCGUAAACAAGCUAAAGGAUCCUAUGAAGUAUUGGUAGAAGCAAAGAAAAUUUAUGAAAAGUUAAAAUGUCGACGUACAGAAAAUAAACCGGAGCAGGCAGGGAAACUAUAUGACGUUUUGAAUCGUGGCGAUGUGAUAAAAAAAUUAAUAAUGGCUCAUGACACAGCUCGUAUCAUCCAAUGUAUGUUGAAACAUGCGUCGCCUUCAAUUCGGGAACAACUUUCAGAAAAAUUGUUACCAAUGGUCGUUGAAAUGUCUGUCUCUAAAUAUUCACACUUUUGCGUACUACGAAUGUUCAAAUACGGCUCACCAAAUAUCAAAUCACAACUUGUCAAUAGUUUUAUGGGAAACGUCAUACGCCUAGCUGGUCAUAACAUAGCGAGUAAAAUACUGGAUUAUGCCUAUCACACUGUAGCUUCUCCAAAACAACGCAUGUAUCUUCGUCAAGAAUUCUAUGGAGAAUUGUAUCGUGGUUCCAAAGACGAUAACGUGAAAACUCUGGCUGAUACGUAUAAAAACACUCCUAAUAUGAAGAGGUCUAUUUUAGGUGCAGUUAAGUCCAACCUCGAUCAUUUGGCCAACAAGCAGUUGGUAGAUAAUUCCCUGGUGCAUGCAGUGAUUUUAGAAUACCUAAGAGAAUGUGAGGAGGAAAAAAUACAGGAAACAGUCUGUGAAUUCGCGCCUCUUAUACCUCUUAUGUUAACUACUAAGGAUGGGACCCAAGCAGCAAUAAUCUGUUUUUAUAAGUCUCCGCCAAAAAAUCGUCGAGCUAUAAUAAAAACUAUUAAGGAACACUUGGUUAAAAUUAGUACGCAUGAGCAUGGUCAUAUUUUUUUAUUGGCAUUAAUAAACUCUCUUGACGACACAAAAGCAACUAAAAAAGCUAUAUAUGAUACCUUGCAUCCAGAAUUAGAAACACUGAUGAGAAAUCAGUGGGGUCGCCGUCUCAUUGAAUGGUUUGUGGCACCUGCAGAUACCAACUGUUUCCAUCCCAGCUUUAUCGCGAGUAUUGAAGAUGGUUUGCAAUAUGGAAAAAAAGACAAAGAUACAAGGCGUAAGGAAAUUUUAGAACAGAUUGAAGAACCUUUAGCCAAUGCGAUUGCUGAAAAUCCCAAAUUUUGGCUUUCUAAUCGACACAUAGGUCUUGUCACCGCUACGAUAUUGAACAAAUUAAGUCAAGAGCAUUUCGAGAAAGCUAUUUCCGCCAUCAUCAAUGUUGUUAUCGACCCAACGUGGACUGUAACAGUAGGAGAGGAAAAAGUUCAAAACACCACAAGUGCUUACGAUGUAGAAAAAACCAUUGCAGUAGCCGUAGAAGAGAAAAAGCAAAAACGCUUAGCAUUCGGCGCUGAGAAAUUUGAGCAACAAGAUGAGUCAACUGACGAUGAAACUGAUAACAAAGAAGGGGAAGAAGCAGUCAUUACAAUCCCAGGCAUUGAAGAAUCUGGUCUACAUGUCGUACUGAAAAAGAUUAUCAAAAAUGAUAAAGAACGCAUAGCGACAAAUAGCGAAGUAUCAACUUUUGGGUCUAUUCUUGUAAAAAAACUAACCAACGAUACGCUACAAAACUGGUUAAAUGUUAACCGUGCAUGCUUCAUCUUGCUGAACGUUUGCGAGCAAAACAGUGAAUCAACAAUGUUUUCACUUAAAGAUCUUCUGAAACCGCUACUCCGAGAGUUGAAAAGAGGUACCGGAGCCGGGCAAAAAUUAUUACUGCAUAAAAUGGAAAUUUAAGUUUACAUUUUGAGUUUUAUUUUAACGUGUACUGCACAAUUUUUAUGAUUAUUUGUCUGUUAACGAUAUAGAUGUAAUAGGGAAGCAAAUAACAUUUACAAACAGAUAAAUAAAAUGUGAAAUCACUCUUAA